UGAACAGAAGCAAAAACAACACCGAGCAAGGCGGACGUGUGUGCGCAUAUUGUUGAUAAAUUUUUAGAAUUUCUGUCUAUGAGAGCUAAACGCAGCAACAACAAACGCUUUCGCAACCUAUUCAAAAUAAAUAUAACGAGCAGAAAUAUUCUAAUAAAUACAGCAAAAUAAAUAAAUUGUGUGAAAUUUAUAAAUCGUGCAGAGUUGCCUUGCCCGUAGUAUUAAAAAAAAAGAAACAAACAAAACAAGUGUUGAGUAAUAUACGUAAAACAAAACAACAACGCAAAUAGGAAAAGGAAGAAAAGUAAAAACAGUUAAGAAUAUAAGCAUUAAAUUAUGCAACAUUAAUAACCAAUUCAAGAAGCAGCACAGCAACAUUUUAUGAAAAUCGCGCGCGUUUCAACAGCAGCAGCAGCAACAACAACAAACAGCUGUCAACAAAAUAAAAGAAUUUUGUGUGUGUGUUUUUAUCAACAACAAAGCAAAGCAGCGCGACUUUUUUUCUGUCUUGUUGUUGUUGCCUGUCAAUUUUUGACGUCUCACGUGUGUGUGUGUGUGCGUGUGCCUCUCGCUCUCGCUCUGUGCGUGUGUCUCGCUUCAUUUUGUCUUUAGUGUCAGUGGAAGAGAAAGAAAACGAAUAGUUCGAGUGUCUUGCCGUGUCUUUCAAAAUUGUGUCUCAAGCUUUGCGCAGCGCUUUAUGUUUAUGCCGGCAUUUUAAUGACGUCACGUCAGCCAGCGCAGUAACAACAGCAACAUCGAAAGCAACAGCAACAACUGCAAAGUCAGCAAAACCGCAAGCAAGAAAAAUAAUAUAACGAAAAAAAAGCCCAAAAACGCGUUUCUUCUGCUGUCGCUCUCUCUCUGCCCCGCUGCUUCGCGCUCUUCCCCUCCAGGCUGCUGUCCGCGUGCAAAAGAAGUUACAAAAUUACAACAACAACGCGUAAGUUUUGAGUGCAACAACAAAGAAAAAAAAAACAAAAUCAAACAAACUCAGCCACAACUGCGAAAGGCCAGAAAGAGAGAGAGAAUCGCAUCGCAUCAUCAGCUGCAGCACAAGAUAAUGUAAAAUCAGCGUAUGCUCAAUAAAGAAAAGCUUACACAAAAAAAAAUAAAAAAACACAGCAUAGCAAAAAAGCUGCUAAACUUACAAACAAUAAUCAAGUUAAAGCAUAUUUAUAUAUAAACGUUUGUUCGAAUCAAAAUUAAACUAUACAACUCUUAGCCAAGAUAGGCUUCAAGUACCCCAAGCUAUCAGCCAUCCCCAAGCUUUGUAAACAGAUAAAAAAAAGCAAGUGUAAACGCUACAACAAGAACUCAUACAAAACGCUACCAUCUAUGCUAAAUAUAUAUAUAUAUAUAUGUACGUACACCUUAUAUAUAUAGGUGCUGAUCUGUGCUAAGAGCUGUUUAUCUAAAAACACAAAACAAAAAAAACCCAAACAAAGCCAACGUCAUAAACGUAAAACGCGCAACAUUUCUAGUCGCCAGCCAAGCUAUCUAUAUAGUCUCCCCAGCUAAAAACUAUAUAUUUCUAUAAUAUAUAUAUAUAUCUAUAAUACCUAUAUAUAUAUAUAUUAUAAUAUUGAAGAGUUGCCGCUGCGAUGGCCAACGUUGUUAAUAUGAACAGCCUGCUGAAUGGCAAGGACUCGCGCUGGUUGCAGCUGGAGGUGUGCCGCGAGUUUCAGCGCAACAAAUGCUCGCGCCAGGACACGGAGUGCAAGUUCGCCCAUCCGCCGGCCAAUGUGGAGGUGCAGAACGGCAAGGUUACCGCUUGCUAUGACAGUAUCAAGGCAACGCAACUUUUAGACAUGGAUGACUACAAGGGACGCUGUAAUCGUGAUAAACCGCCGUGCAAAUAUUUUCAUCCACCACAGCAUUUGAAGGAUCAGCUGUUGAUAAACGGACGCAAUCAUCUGGCCCUCAAGAAUGCACUGAUGCAACAAAUGGGCAUCGCGCCCGGCCCGCCGGUCAUAUCGGGCCAAGUGCCAGCCGUGGCUACAAAUCCCUACUUGACUGGCAUACCAGCCAACACAUACAGUCCUUACUAUGCCGGACACUUAGUGCCUACUUUGCUGGGACAUGAUCCGACGGCCGUUGCCUCACAGCUGGGUACGGUGGUGCCACAGACCGUUCAGGUGGCACAACAGAAAAUUCCACGCUCCGACAGAUUAGAGGUCUGUCGCGAAUUCUUGCGCGGCGCCUGCAAACGGGCCGAGUCGGAAUGCCGGUUCGCGCAUCCGCAGGAGAGCGUUGCGCGGCACGACGAUGGUUCCAUAACGGUUUGCAUGGACGCCGUGAAGGGCAGAUGCGCACGUGACCCCUGCCGCUACUUUCAUCCCCCCCUGCACCUACAGGCACAAUUAAAAGCGGCCCAAACACGCGCCACCGCUGUCGCUGCUGCAGCUGCGAGCUCACCUCUUGCGGCACACCAACAACUCAAUCAGCAUCAGCAACAACAACAACAACAACAACAGCAACAGCUGCAGAACCACCUCCACAACAACAACACCAUCCCAACGGCCGGCGGCGUCGCUGCUGGCACAACAACAACACCAACAGCAACAACAACAACAAACAACGCUGCCGCUGCCGCUGCUGCUGCCGCCGCCGCUGCCGCUGCUGUCAUGGGUCAUCACACACUGGAAGUGGGCAAGAAGCGGGCAGCGGAUCCUGAAAUGUUUCCACUGAUGGAUGUUAAAACGGUUGGUUCAUUUUACUAUGAAAACUUCCAAUUCUCUGGCAUGGUACCGUUUAAACGUCCAGCUGCCGAAAAGUCUGGCAUUCCAGUGUAUCAACCCGGUGCGACAGCCUAUCAACAAUUAAUGCAGCCCUACGUGCCAGUGUCAUCAAACACUAAAAUGCCACCUCUAAAUGCUUCCUGUGUUAUCUACACCGAUGCCAGCGGUCAGUUACUGGACACCCUCCCGGUGUGCCAAGAUUUUAAUAGAUCUAUGUGCAGUCGGUUAAAUUGUAGAUUCGUUCAUUUAACUGAAGAUGACAAGGUCGAGGUGAUUGAUCAACGUGUUGCUGUCUGUCGGGAUCAUGCCAAUAGCCAGUGCCGUCGUAAACAGUGUAAAUACUAUCAUAUACCGAUUGUCUUGCCACCGGCCAAUAUAAUGGCCGCCAUGAUCACCAAUCCCAGUGAGCAGCAGGCGGCUGCUGGCAGUGUGGUGGCAACAACAACGGCAGCAGCAGUUGCUGCUGGCUAUAACAACAGCAACAACAAUUUGAUCAUCAUUGAGCCGCAUCAGCAGCAACAGCAGCCGCAGCAGCAGCAACAACAACAGCCGCAGCAGCAAUACAGUUAUCACACCAACAACACCGGCUACUAUCACAGCAACACAAAUAAAGCAGCAGCAGUAACACACCACGCCAGCAACAUGUAUCAGCAACAUCAUCAUCAGCAGCAGCAGCAGCAGCAGCAACUACAACAGCAGCAGCAACAACAGCAUAUUACCUAUCACUGCAGCUCACCGUACUCCCCCUCGUCGGCCUCCUCAUCAUCCUCCUGUUCCAUAGCCACAUCUCCCACACUAUCGUCGGCCACCACGCUGUCCACCACAUCGACGGCAACAAUGCCCACACCGCAGCAACAAUAUGCUGCUGCUGCUGCUGCGGCACCGACAGCGGCAUUUCUCAAGGCGCCCGCCUACUAUACCGAUGCCACGCCCACUCUCGUGCUAAGCAGCGAUUACAAUUCCAACUGUAUACCCAUUCAGGCAGCGCCCUUUAUCUCGCUGCCGCAGCAACAUGUCCUAAAGUACGCGACGCCGCAGCAGCAGCAACAGCAGCAACAUCACAGCCUGAUACACCAUCAGCAACACGCGUAUGUGGGUCAUCAUUAUCCGGUGGUGGCCACCACAGUGGCUGCUCUGCCGGCCACCACAAUCACCGUUACGCCGGCCACAAUAGCCGCGCCCUCAUCCUGCAUCUAAACAAGCACACGCACACAUACACACACACACACGCAUUAACACUAACACACAAUAAAAUAAAUUCGAAUAAAAUUUUGAUGCAAAUUAAAGGUUGAUAUGAACUAUUUACAAGAGCAACAAACAUAAUGGGGAAAAAUAAAUAAUAAAAACUAAAAAAUUAUAAAAUAUAUAUUGAGAAAUCUACAUAACUUUUCGUACGUAUAGCAAGACUUUAACGUAAGCAUCAGAUUUACACACAAUUGACAUACAUAAAGAGAAAACAUUGAGUGACAACUCUACAAUAUUAGAAAACCCACAAAAAAAUAAAAAGAAAUUUAAAAAAAAAAUGUUUAGUGUUGUUAAAUGAGAAACAGAAAAAUUUAGCAAUUAACAUAAUUGAAAUUGAUAACAAACAAAAAAAUAAAAAAAAAUAAAUAAAUAAUUAUACCAAAAUGGGAAAACGCAGUUGCAUUAAAAUUAGUUACAAACUAUUUUAAACUCUAGUGUUCCAUAUUUCAAUGCAAAUACAAGUAAAAAAUAAAUAAAUAUUAUUAUAACAUUUAAAGUAAACAUUUAGUAAGGAGUGUUAAUAGUCGAUAAGCCUAAUGAAAAGUCUACAACAAAUUACAUUGAAAAUAGUCAAAAUUAAUCAAAACGAGUAAACAUUCAUAGGCCAUGGUUAAGCAGCAACAACAAAUACGAGUAUGUAAAAACAAAAACAACAACAACAACAACAAACAACAACAAAAAAAAUUAUAAAAAUAAAAAAAAAUAUAUAAGUACAGUCACGUCCUAUUUUUGCAACAACGAUUUACUACCAAACAAAAACGAAAAUAAGCAGAUGAAAAGCAAGAAAUGCGCAAGGCAAACAAUUUCAAAGGAUUUUUUUAAAAAUACAAAAGAAAACCAUAUUCCUUUUUUUACAUUUUAUAAAACAAACAAGCGAAUCAGCAACUACAGCAAAAACAAAAAAAACAAACGAAAAUCCAAUUAAAAUGUAAUAAACAUAUUUUUUUAUAUACAAAUUACAAUACACAUUACGAAAUCGAAAUCGAAGAAAAAUGCAGAAUGAAGCAGUUGAAGCAUCAAAAACAACACUAAAAUUAUAAUCAAAUCUAAGCAGUAAGCAUUUUUUGCAUAGGUAAAAAAAGCAAAAAUAAAACUUAACAAAAAAACAAAAAAAGGAAAAUUAAGAAACACUGAAAACUAAAUUUUUUAAAAGUGUAUUAUUAAUUUAGCUGAAAUCUCUAGAAAAAUAAUAUAAUAUUAAAGCAAACAUUUCAUAAAACAAACACACACACAAAAUUUAAAAAGAAAAAAACAAAAAAAAAACUAACGUACUGUAUCUUCCUAUAUAAAAUUUGUAAGCGUAAAAGCCAUUCAAGGUAAUAUAAAUAUAUGUAUAUUCAAGAAAAUGGUCUUACAAAUUUUGCAUACUGAUUUUCAUUUACAGUUCGUAAAUUUAAUUUUUCGAGAUAUGUAAUUCAAUCGUAAUACACUACACAACACUAAACAGAACAUAACAAUUACAAUAAUUACAAAAACAACAAAAAGAAAAAGAAGAAAGGAAACCUACUUAUUAUACACAAGAUAUGUAUAUGCAUAUAUUUAUGUAUAUACACGUAUAAUACAAGCGUACAUAAAUAUAUACUUAUAUAUUUACUAAUGGCAACUAAACAUGAAAUGUGAUCUUUUAAAGAAACAAAAAAAAAAUAAUAAGAGAAAUCAAUAAAAAGAAACAUUAACAAAAGGAGAAGGAAGUAAAAUCAAUAUUAAGUGAAUGAGAAUUGACAUCAAUUUAUUUGUAAAACAAGAGAAACUGGAUAAAGGUAAAAACAUUUAAUAUAAAUAUAUAUAUAUUAAAUAGUAGCAAUCAAUAUUAGAAAAGUUUCUGAAAUAUAAAUAUAUGUAAUUUUAAAUCGGUUCCAUUAAUCAAUAAUAAAGAUACAAAUAAAGAGAACAGAAAUUAUCGAUGAGAGCGUCGCAAAUACACAUAAAUAAAAAUAACAAUAAUAAUCAACAUUAGCUAAGAUCGUUCAAAGUUUUAAGCGUAAUACUUAUGCUUUACAUAUACAUAUACAUUUAAGGGCUGAUUAUAAUAUACGGAAAUUUGUUAAUUCUUUUCUUAUUUACAAACAGCAUUUCUUGCGUCGAACCCUAAUUUAUUCUUUAAUCUCCGUAACUGCUGACAUAGCUCUUUAAAAUGUCCACAAUCAUAUUGUAUUAUCUUAUCGAAUACCCUCUUCUAGAACAUAUUCAUACACUAAGCACUCUAUUCUUCAAAUACUCAGCCUAAACACAAAUUAACCAAACGUUUUUAUAGAAAUAAACCCAUAGAAACCUUAAACAACAAAAACAACUCCAACAAAAAUGCCUAAUAAGUUUCCGUCCAUUAUAAGCAGACCUUAAAUCUAUGUGCAACCACGACAACAACAACAACAAGAACAACAAGAAAAUCAACAGCUAGUGGAACGAUAAAGCCAAGUUGUAUACAAGCGAAAGAUUAUAAACUAACACACAGAAAUUAAAUUAAAAAAACAAACAAAAAAUUAAAAAUAAAAUUGAAAAAAAAGAAAAAAAAAGUACUUUACAACAAAAUAAAUGCAUAUUCGUAGGUAUUAAAACACUACACAACACUAAACUCGAAAACAUUUUAAACAGUUACUAACACUUAUAUAAUAAACAAUUGGAGGAAAACAAUAAGCUGCGAAAUGGCAAAAGAAUAUGUUUCGUGUAAAGAUAAACAAAAGAAAACACGUACAUAAAUGUUCUACAAAUAAGAGUUUUAGCUAGUAAGAUUUAAGAGAGGAAAACGUAAAAAACGGAUACUACUACAAUAUGGACAUAGAUUCUGUGUAUCAUAUGAUGUUUACUUAAGCGAUGCCCCGAAAUUUUGUUUACAAGCGAACAGCCCGAAUGUCGUGAAUCGUGAGUUGCGUGUAAUUGUAUGGCACGCGUGUAGAAUACGAGAAUCUCUCGAUCGUGUAAACUAGAAACGAAACUUUUAUUUGCCUUAAAGUUUUAUCAAGCGAAUGUCAUGAUGAUAUCAUGCGUAGAUCAUGUGCAUUGAUUGAAUAAUACUUCACAUAUAUAUUGAAUAUUUUUAAUUCAAACUAUUUUUUAAUUUGUUUGACUAAACAUACACACACACAUACAUGACAUACAGCAGCACACACUUAACACUUAUGUAAUACAUGACGCUUGUAUAUGGCGCAUUCGAAAAAAAAAUGAAAAUAUUACAUUUAUAAUUAUAUAUCUAUAAUUAUAAUAGCGGAACCAUAAUAAUUAAAUGUAAUAAUAUAUGGUGUAGUCUUUUUCAGCAUAAGUCAUAGUUAUUAUUGUUAAUUUUAGUUUAUAUUUACACACAUAUACAUAAUAUACAUACAUAUAUAUAUAUACAUAUAUAUAGAUUAUUAUGAUUAUUAAUUGUGAAUAUGAUGUGAUGUGUUUAUUGAAAAGUAAAGAACAAAAAAUGAAUCAAUGUUGCAACGUAAAGAAACAAACAAUUUAUUGUAAUACAAAAACAAACCCAAGAAUAAAAACAAAAAAAGAACAACAAAAAGCGGGCAAACAAAAAAAAAAUAAAAAAAGGAUAUGAAAGAUAACUAAAAAGUAACUAGGUGUGAACAACUUAAGCGUGCGUAUAAAAAUUAAUUUUUAAUUCUAAUUUAAUUAAAUGUAAUACCACAUUGCAUACACAUACUUAUAUAGUAUCCAUACUCGUGUGUAUGUGUAUAUGUUAACUGUAAGUAGUCUUUCAUUUUUGUCAGGUGAUAUCAACGAAUUUUAAAUUGUUUUCAAUGGGCUUGGCGUGUUCUUCACAUCGCCGCCCCCAGAACUAUUGUUUUAACUCUUAAGUUUGCAAAGUGUUCUACAAUAUAGGUUUUUAUGUUUUAUGUACUUCAUUUUAUUAUGAUUAUUAACAUUAUUAUUAUUAUUAUUUUAUGUUUUUGUGAUAUUCAUAAAAGUUGUUUGUUGUUAAUCUUAGAUUUUUCACUCAUUUGUUUUGUGUGUUCAAAUAUUGUAUAUUUUUGUAGUUUGUUUUUCAUUUUAACAUAAAUGCAAACGUACUAAACGUGUGUAUUAUUUUGUAUUUAACAUAUAAACUUAUUAUUAUAUACAUUAAUUAAUGAACUAGUAUAUACAAUUACCUAUACAUAUAUACAAAACAAUGAUGAAUUGAAAUAAUAGUUCUUAAGCUGCAGUCAUGCAAUGAGCGAAUUGGGCAAAUCUAACGAAAUCAUGAAUUGACACUGUGUAAACGAGCCCAUUAAACGAAAUGGAAGCUCGUGCGAAUAGAGAUAAAGAACCCGUUUGGCAACGAUUAUAACGAUGAUAAAGAGAAUGAUGAUAAGAAAUGAUGAUGAUAAUUAUACUCCUAAAAACGAACAUUUUUUAAAAAUAUUUAAUAAACAAAUCAUUAUUAACUAUUAUUAUAUUUAUUAUUAUAAAGCAAAUUUAGUUAUUAUAUACAUGUAAAGAACAAGAUGAGCAAAAAUGAUAAAUAAAGGGAUGCACAGCAAA
Drosophila montana is the source of this 8438-nucleotide messenger RNA. RefSeq names its product muscleblind (gene mbl). Gene Ontology annotation, cellular component: nucleus. The transcript is spliced from 12 exons. The record is from RefSeq and is a predicted model, not a curated record. Gene Ontology annotation, molecular function: RNA binding; metal ion binding. Lineage: Eukaryota; Metazoa; Arthropoda; Insecta; Diptera; Drosophilidae. Gene Ontology annotation, biological process: regulation of RNA splicing. The coding region runs from base 1602 to 3935 and encodes 777 amino acids.